Molecule: messenger RNA, 1252 nt
Organism: Cicer arietinum (chickpea)
Lineage: Eukaryota; Viridiplantae; Streptophyta; Magnoliopsida; Fabales; Fabaceae
Source: RefSeq, a predicted model, not a curated record
UUUUUAUGGCGAUAUUUUUCUUUCUAGUUUUUAUUUUGUGCAUAGCAUCUUGUAAAGUUGAUGCCAUAAGCAAAACUCUACUAAAUGAGCAAUAUCAUUUUGUUACAUCAGAUAAUUUCGUGGAUCAAGUAGACAAUGAUUUUGAUUGUGUUGAUAUCUACAAACAACCUGCUCUACAACAUCCAUUAUUAAAAAAUCACAAAAUUCAGCUUUAUCCAAACUUUGAAACAAAUAUCACUCGAAGUAGACCAUAUUCUACUGGUAAAAAUGUAGAAGAAUGUCCUACUGGAAAAGUUCCUAUUCACAAAAUGACAAGAAGACCUCGAAUUGUUACUAAUUCAUCUUCCAAAUCACUCGUCGAAGAUUUUCAACAAUAUUCUCAAAGCUCCCAUGGAUACCAUUCUGUUAGCCUCGAUACAACACAAAACAUGAUAUUUCAUGGAGCUCGUGCAAUAAUAGGUGGAUAUAAUAUAUCACUUAAAAGAGGUCAAUAUAGCGUAUCUUCCAUUUGGGUUCAAAAUGGUCCACCAACACAACUUAAUAGCAUACAAGCAGGAAUAGGAUUUCAUCCAAGCAUAUAUGGAGACAGUCAACUACGACUAAUUGGUCAUUGGACGGCUGAUGGUCACCUUAAAAUCGGAUGUUACACUCAUGCUUGUCCAGGUUUCGUACAAGUUAAUCCAAACAAAAAAUUUGCUCUUGGAGCUGUCCAAUCACCUGUCAGUCCCAUUGGGACACAGGACAAAUGGGUUCUUAUUGUCAAAAUUAAACAGGAUCAAUUCACGGGUCAUUGGUGGUUAAUUGUUGAAAAAGAAGAAAUUCGUGUUGGAUAUUGGCCUAAGACAUUGUUUACUCACUUAAGCAAUGGAGCAUCAUUGAUUAGAUUUGGUGGUGAAACUUAUGCUCCACCUAAUAUGGAUAAUCCCCCAAUGGGUACUGGGAGACUACCUCAAGAAGGAUUUAAAUACUCAGGUUUCAUGGGACUCCUUGAUAUUAUUGAUUCAAAAUAUAAUGAAAUUGAGGUUAAACGAAGUGAAAUUAAAAAAUAUAGUGAUGCCAAUUCAAAGUGUUAUGACUUGCGAUACACUGGCUAUCAAGGAACCCAGUAUCGACAAGCUUUUCUUUAUGGUGGGCCAGGUGGAUCAUCAUGUGGUAUAUGAUGUAUUCACAACGUUAGUAAAUAAAAGGCCUAAAAAUACUAUUUAAUAAAAUUUUACUUCAUAUCGUGAUGUCUUCUUUGAAAUAAUUCAUU